Mercenaria mercenaria is the source of this 3917-nucleotide messenger RNA. RefSeq lists its product as uncharacterized. The record is from RefSeq and is a predicted model, not a curated record. Lineage: Eukaryota; Metazoa; Mollusca; Bivalvia; Venerida; Veneridae. Bases 86 to 2098 code for a protein of 670 amino acids. The transcript has 10 exons.
ACACUGUGUGCAUUUUAAACUUCCUGCUUCAAAUACACCACUUAAAAUUUCAUAUGUGACAACACGAAUUUUUUUGAAAACAAAAAUGGAUAAAACCAAACUGAUAUCAAAGAUAUUCAUCGUUUACAGUGUUGUAAUGAUAACAAGACUCAGUGCUCAAAUUGACUGCAGUAAAGUUGAUCGUCUGUAUAUCAAAGACUCUGCUGUCCCAGUGAAAGGACAUGCUUUACAACUGAACUGUAAUGUCAACAAUUUCAAGGACAGUAGUCAAAUUAUCUUGACGAGAAAUGAUUUACAAACCAGUGAGCAAAUAACACAGUGCAUUACAUCAUAUUGUACAAAUGUGCCCUUUAAAUGGAGGCAAAGUUACACAGUAUCAUCAGACAACAAUGGCGUUUAUUUACAAAUCAAAAGUCUUAACAGAUCAGAAGAUGAGAAUAUAUGGAUAUGUAUGAAUCCAUGUGGAGAAAGUAAAAGUCUUCAAUUCACAGUACACACUGUUCCACAACUGCUACAGUUUGACAAUCCGCCAAGCCAGGACGAGGAUCUAGUCCGUAACGCUGUAACCCUAAAAUGUAGAACAGGAUGUACCUAUCCACAGCCAUCAGUUACCUGGUUUUAUAAUGAGACUGGAGAUUCACGCCGAGAAUGGCCAAACUCUGGAUCUGUUUCACAUAAAGCAGGAGGAUGUACUGAUUCUGAGAGAAUUUACACAUCUACUUUAUCUCUACCAAGAUACACAACAUUCCCAGACAAUGCAGACAAAACUGUAAACUUUUCCUGUGGCAUAACUUCAUUUCCUGGAUUGACUCAAUCUUUGUACACGGGUUCAUAUGUAAAUGUUCGGUUUGCUGUACGUGUAACAAGUAUUACACUCAAAACAGGAACAAGCACGCCCUCUGACCCUCUAAAAGUAGUCAGUGGUACAUCUACGACAUUGACCUGUAUAACUAGUGUAAGCAGACCCGUAGCAACAGUUGUCUGGUAUCUUGGAACUGAAGAGAAACAACGAUCAAACACUGGCUCCAGUUUUACUUUCAUACCGCAUAACAAUGACCAUAACAAGCAGAUCUAUUGUAAAGCGUUUAACUUACAGCCGGAGAAGGAUGCUGUGUCGUCAAACAAAGCUACACUCUAUGUUCUAGAACCGACUUUAGUUAAAUUUUUCUACAUAGGCGAGCGUGAUGGUCAAGCAAACUUUACAGCUGACGAACAUGAUGAUAUACAAUUUAAUUGUGAAAUCGGUGGAGACCCAGCUUCUAAUGUAAAAAUCAUUUUCGAAGGAGAAAUAUUGGCAGAACAGGUUGACACGAAUAAAUUGACAUUUAUUCGUCAGGAUGUUGACUGCUUGCAUAAUGGUGUUUAUUUCUGUGAAGGAAAUGACAGUUAUGGGCUUACCUCCAGCAAAAAUGUCACAUUGUUAGUUAAAUGUUCUCCACGCCCACGACGGCAGAUACUUAGAAAUAUAACAAGUCCACUUUACGUUCCAGUAACAUUAACCUUAAACGCUAUAGCUUACCCAGAGCCUGGUCCGAAAGGAUUUUCCUGGUACAAAGAAAAUAAGAAAGGAUGGAUACCUUUACUGAGUAACGAGGAUUUGCACGUGUCAUCAUCUGGAUUACAGACAAGUCUUACAAUCAUGAAUGUAUCAAGGGCACACUUUGGACAAUAUCGAGUCACAGUUGAGAAUAGCAUUGGAACAUAUGACCAGUACUUAUUUCUUUCAGGAGAAGGUCUAACAGUCUUAGGUACAGAAACAAGCAAAGAUGAUAAAGAAUGCACCACCUCGAUUGUAAUUGCAGUUACAUUUGGGAUCAUUUGUGGUGUUCUUGCGGGGUAUGCAACGGGUAUAACUAUUUUACACAGACGCAAAAUGAUACGCAAAGGCACGAAGUUCCCUGAUAAAACAAAAGCUGAAACCACUUACGUUAACUCAGCCUAUAAAUCAGAUGUCCCGAAAGUGCCAGAAACUGUCCGAAGACGCGAGAACAUCGAUGAUGCUAAUGGAAUCAACGAGGAUUCGCUUAAGCAAUAUACAGAUCUAGCACAGUACUCCAGGGACGAUAUCACAACAUAUGACGUCAUUCAAAAAACAUGAGAACAUAUAAACGAAUGAACAACGAUUCCUUCCAUUGCUUGCGCCUACUAAGCAAUUCAUUUUCUCAUAGCUUUGAAUUAAAUCAGAUACUUUUUCAUUGAAUACAGUAGUGGAUGUAGCAGUUAUUAACAUGAUAUAAUUACAAUGCGAGUUCCAGAGUUUUGUACUAAAGAGAAUCAAUUCGAUGAUUAACUUUCCUACAGUUUCUCAUAGUAUACCGUUUGUAUUUACUUUUAAUCCUCCUCUCUAUGCAUACAUGUUAUCUUUUGAUAUGAUAUGUCGGCUCAGACGUAUUGUAACCCAUCUGAGCGAUGUUUAGGAGGCUGAGUUCUGUGAGUUGCAAAUUUGUCAUUGAAUUUCUGUUUUCGUUGUAAGGUUGUAAUAAGUCCCCUACCAGUUCACCGAAGGGGACUUUAGGAAUGCCUUCCGCCCGUUUGUCCGUCCGCAAAUCUGGAUCUUGUAAUUACUCAAAAGUAUUCAGUGUAGGUUAAUAAAACUUGGUAUGUGUAUAGAGGGCAAUAUGUAGAUAGUGCACGUACAUGACUUGUGCUUAUAAGUCAAAGGUAAAGGUCACUGUUGAAGGUCAAUUAAAAUUGUUUCUGCUUCAUAACUUUUAUAUGCAUUGAUGUAUUAUUUUUGUGGUACACACAAACGUUUCCAAUGAUGAGACAAUCGUGUCAACACACGAUCUAUGCUUGUUAGGGAAAGGUCAAGUUCACUGUUAAAGGCCAAGUGAAACUUUGUUUCUAUUCCAUAACUUUUAAUUGCAUUGAAGGAUUUUUUAUUACUAUAUAGAAAUGUUUCCCAUGAUUAGACUAUUUUUCGCGCAUAGAACCGAACAGAACAAGCACUUUAUUAAACUCACACCAUACGUAAAGGUGUAUGAGUAAACAAAGCAAUUCCAACUUUACAAUUCAGAUCACGUGACAACAUAUCGUGAACAUGAAACAAAAAGGAAACAACAAAAGAUACACUCGUUACAAGAGAGGGAGAAAAACAAAGAAAAAAAGGAAAGAAACCGGCAUCUUGGUGGGGGCAUAACUUCUCGUUGUACAUAUUAAUUUUACAUUUUUGAAAUCGAAAGUUGACCUUAUUACAUUGUUAAAAUCCGCCUCUGUCUGGAAAUGUGUCAAUUUUCACUGUAUUCAAAACGUGGUUGACCAUGAGUUUCUGUUAUUUGUUCUUAUCGGAUUAUCUUCAUUGACUGUAAAGUACCAAUUUCGGCAGUUAUGUUAUCAAGGUAAGCGUUUGUAUAAAUGUAGAUGAAUAAGUUUGGGAUAAAUAAUUAUUUAAGUCCAAUAAACUAAUUGCGUACACUUCAUGUAGAAUGUCAGUGGUUGACAAUUUAUAUGACAGGAACUUAAAGGUCCAAUGCUAAGGAAAGUGAACAUUUUAAUUUCUUUUAAAAAGCACAGAAACUAUUUCAUUUUAUUGGAAAAUGAAAGUUGGUAUGUAGAAAUUCGAAAUAAAUCGCAGUAUAUGUACAAUUAUUUUUCUAUGAAGUAUGAAGAAAGUUAAAAAGACCUGGGGGGUCAUUCUGUCGAUCCAUUGAAAUUUCAACAUAAUACACAUACAUUUCUUUGAGUUCCAAAGACCUUCUGUAAAUUUUGACCUGCCAAUCUUCAUUAUUUAGUGUCUUGCAGAAGUCUAUGCACUGGCUAUGAAAAAAAAUGCCAACUCACUUUCCCUUAGUAAUGGACCUUUAAGUAUUUUUGUUAAAUUGUUACCGGUGUAUUGUUUUUUACUGUAACAUUGCUGGGUUGAUCUCAGAUUGGAACUCGACAGAUAUGUACAGAAUAUAUACAUUUGAAAACAAGAA